Molecule: messenger RNA, 1754 nt
Organism: Mizuhopecten yessoensis (Yesso scallop)
Lineage: Eukaryota; Metazoa; Mollusca; Bivalvia; Pectinida; Pectinidae
Product: putative transporter SVOPL
Exons: 15
Coding region: 133-1701 (522 amino acids)
Biological process (GO): transmembrane transport
Cellular component (GO): membrane
Molecular function (GO): transmembrane transporter activity
Source: RefSeq, a predicted model, not a curated record
AUUUUCGAUUCGACGUGGAUAAACAACAGGUAAACUAACAGCAAGAAGACAAUUACUGAUAAGGCAGAGCAUGUAACACAGUCGGGUUAAAGGUACUAAACUUGCUGUGUGCAAGUUUGAGUCUUUGUUUCCAUGGAGACAUUGUUAUCAGACUCGGAAAAUUACUAUGACAACCAUAGAAGGGGAAAUAGAUCACACGCUGUCAGAUACUCCAAGGUCAGAGUCUCCGACCUCGAGGAUGAAUCGGAUGAAAUUGAUGGAGACUUGGAAGGGGUGUCUUUGAUUCGGCGAGAAGCUGGAAAUGACCUUGAGGAUGACUACAAGGGGAAGACAUUCACUGUUCAGGAGGCUAUCGACUCUCUUGGCUUGGGACCUUUUCAGCUGAAACUCUUCGUAAUCUGUGGAUUGUUCACAGCAGCUGAUGCCAUGGAGAUGAUGUUACUGGCUGUGUUGUCACCUGUCCUACGAUGUGAGUGGCAACUUGAAAAAUAUCAAGUUGCUCUCAUCACCACGGUUGUGUUCAUUGGUAUGGGUAUAACAGCACCAAUCUGGGGAGCCAUGGGGGACAAGUUUGGUCGCAGAACUACAUUAUACAUGGUAAGCCUGUGGAUUGGCUACUUUGGACUGCUGACUACCUUCAGUCCCUCCUACAUUUGGAUCCUAAUACUCAGGAGCUUAGUUGGAGGAGGUUUAGCUGGGUCCCCACAGUCAUUUGCAAUACUGACAGAAUAUCUACCAUCAAAACACAGGGCCAAACUGCUGAAUUUAACACAGAUAAGCUGGGCGAUGGGGACAUCGUUUGAGAUCAUCGUUGCUGCCAUUGUUCUCCCUAGCCUCGGCUGGAGGUGGCUCCUCUUCAUCUCCGCAAUACCCAGUUUUAUCAUCUGUAUAGUCAUGAAGUUCCUGCCAGAGUCGGCCAGGUACCUAGUGGCAGCAGGCAGGAGGGAAGAGGCCAUCAAAGUGCUGGAGAAGGCUGCCAGGACAAACAGUGCCACCAUACCGGAAGGUCGACUGGUCUGCAGCUCCCCUGUGACACAGCAAGGGAAGAUGAGUGACCUGUUCUCUCCCAUGUACAGGAAAACGACCCUCCAGCUUUGGGUGCUCUGGUUCGUCACAGCGUUUUCCUAUUAUGGCAUGGUGCUGGCUAGUGCGGAAAUACUUCAAGUCCACAACGCUAAAAAUGAAGGGGGAGAGAACUGUUCCUGUAACCUUCUGGAAUACGAUGACUACAUCACAAUGAUCAUAUCAACGAUUGGUGAAUUCAUUUGUCUUCCUGUAAACAUGAUUCUGUUUGAUAUCAUCGGGCGACGUAAGACCGGAGCGAUAGAUUUGACGGGAUGUGCAGUCUUUUUUAUUUUACUACAGAUUAACAUGCCGCAACACCUCCUCACUGGCAUCAUGUUACUCGUCCGCGGCUUCUCCGCCGCAAACUUCAACUUUGUCUACAUCUACACUGCAGAGGUGUACCCCACCACAGUUAGGACCCUGGGAAUAGGGACAGCCUCGGCCUGGGCCAGAGUCGGUGCAAUGUUAACACCAUUUGUUGCUCAGGUACUUCUCGACCAGUCAUUGUCCGCAGCUGUAUGGGUGUACGGGUCGUUAGGAUUGAUAGCAGCUAUCUGUUCCUGGACUCUACCGAUAGAAACCAAGUCGCGUGUUCUUCCUCAAUCAGUAAAACUGGAAGAGGAAGAAGAAUCCUGACCACACAGAAAGUAGAUAUUUUGGUACCAUGGUAUAAUGAAGCUCUCCUGUCC